GUCGCGAACAAGCUCGCAGACACGUCGCUGUUCUUAAUCGGUAUCAUGGGGUCCGGAAAGUCCACCGUCGGGGCGUCGCUGGCGAAAGCGCUCGGGUACAAUCACUUGGACACGGAUGAGCUCAUCAAGAGCGUGACAAAGAAGACGCCGAGCGAGCUCUUCGCCGAGGCGGGCGAGAGCGAAUUUCGCGCCAUCGAGAGCAUGAUCCUCGCCGAAGUCGCGGCGUACAAGCGAUGCGUCAUAUCUACGGGCGGUGGUAUCGUGUGCGAGAAGACGAAUUGGAUGCACCUGCACAACGGCGUCACCGUGCGCUUGCACGGCGACUCCGAGCUCUUGGCGCGCCGCGUCCUCGCCGACGGCGUCGAAAAGCGUCCCUUACUCUCCGGCGACACCAGCGGCGAGGAACAACCGACGAUCGAUUCCAUCGUCGCCAAGAUCAACGCUCUGUUAGAAACGCGCGAAACGAUGUACAAGCAGGCAGACAUCACCGUCCCGCUCGGCGCGCGCGAC
This is a messenger RNA of Ostreococcus lucimarinus CCE9901, 510 nucleotides long. RefSeq lists its product with no specific name. The transcript has a single exon. The annotation marks the transcript as partial. Gene Ontology annotation, cellular component: cytosol. Lineage: Eukaryota; Viridiplantae; Chlorophyta; Mamiellophyceae; Mamiellales; Bathycoccaceae. The record is from RefSeq and is a predicted model, not a curated record.